This is a messenger RNA of Aspergillus tubingensis, 1599 nucleotides long. Its product is annotated as carboxylesterase/lipase family protein. The record is from RefSeq and is a predicted model, not a curated record. The coding region runs from base 1 to 1599 and encodes 532 amino acids. The transcript has a single exon. NCBI's taxonomy places the organism in Eukaryota, Fungi, Ascomycota, Eurotiomycetes, Eurotiales, Aspergillaceae.
AUGUUAUCCUCUAAGGACAAGCAGUAUAUGCUGCUUAGCCUUGUGGCUGGUGCCCAAUUGGGGGCUGCCGCCUUGUGGAACACCGAUAUCCCCACCGAGUACGGUGCAGUUCGUGGAUUCCCAGCCUUCAACACUACCGAUAUUGCUGUGACUGCUUGGAAAGGUGUUCCUUAUGCAGCUGACACCGGCGGCGAAAACCGCUUUCGACCCCCUCAACCCCGUCCAAGAUGGAACGGAACCCUUGACGCUAAAGAUUUCGGAUAUGCGUGCCCCGAUAGCCAGCAGACGUACACCGUUGACGAGGACUGUCUAAGUGUUAACAUCUGGACAAACGCCAACUCCACUGAUGCUGGCCUUCCUGUGUUUAUGUGGAUUUAUGGUGGCGAAUGUACUUCGGCUCAGCCCCUUUUCGACGGCGGUGGCCUUGCCCAGAAGGACGUGGUGGUUGUCACCAUCAACUACCGCGCCGGCGCUUUUGCCUGGCUUGCUCAUCCCGAGUUGGCUGAAGAGUCGCCGGAGGGUGUCUCCGGCAACUACGGCCUCCUUGACCAGAUCCAGGCCCUGAAAUGGGUGCACCGAAACAUCGCCAACUUCGGUGGCGACCCCAAGCGUAUCACCGUUGCGGGCCAGAGCGGGGGCUCGGCUGGUGUGUACCAUCUAGUCAAUAGUCCAUUGACGAAGGGGCUUAUCCAUGGUGCUAUCGCCGAGAGUGGUGUCCGCUAUCCUUACGACAGUCUGAUUGCCGGCCUUGCUACUUCAUACCGCACGAUGGACGACGCGCUCGAUAUCGGGAUCAAUUACACCCUCAGCCACAACGUCACCACUAUCGCUGAGCUCAGAAAGCUUCCCAUGGAAGAGCUCCUGGACCCCCGCGAUUUCGAAACUAUCAACUGGAUUACCACCCUCGACACUGGCUCACCGCCGAAAUUCCGUCCCACCCUAGAUGGUUGGGCUUUCCCGGCCACUUACCUGGAGCUUCUGAAAUCCGGUGCUGCCAAUGACGUGCCCUUCAUCACUGGCAACAACAAGGACGAGUCGGGUGCCUCAACGACCACUGACUACACCCUUGCCGAGUACAACUACUAUUCUUCUUUCAAGUACGCGAACCUAUCAUCUCGGUUCUUCGAGCUCUAUCCCGCCAGCAACGCCACGCAAGCCGACAUGGCCUGGAAUGCAGCUGCCCGCGAUACCUCUCGGGUGUCCUCUUACUUGUUUGCCAACGAGUGGGCCAAGGCGUAUGAUUCCCCGUUCUACACCUACUACUGGGACCAUGCUCCUCCGGGUCAGUCGCAGGGCGCAUACCACAUGUCCGAGAUCAACUAUGUCUUCAACAACCUCUACGGUACCGACCUCCCAUGGACUAAGGCAGAUUGGUUGAUCGCCGAUAUCAUGUCCAGCUACUGGGCCAAUUUUGUCAAGACCGGAAACCCCAACAAUGGGUCUUCGUGGACUGGCCCGGGCGAAUUGGUGCAUUGGCCCGCUAACCAGCACGAGAAUGAUACCAUGCAUCUUGGCUAUAGACAGGGAGUCUGCCCCAUCGCCAGCCCUGCCCAGGUCAGCCUUAUUACGGACUUCUUCCAUGGUCAGCAGCCCUGGUGA